UCUCGUAUGAAAAACACUAUACUACGAUUACUGUUGUGUCCGUAGUGACAGUUCAAGAAACAAAACACAAACAGCUGAUUCUUCAUUCGUUCUUGUUCGUUGUUUAUUGCCUACAUUAUUAUAGCCAUGAGUGCUGCGGAAGUGGAAAACAAACCGACAAACGCUCCGGAGCACUGCCCCGGUACAGAGAGUGAAAACGCUGGAAAAGCCUCUGCCUGUGCUGGCUGUCCGAAUCAGCAGAUAUGUGCUACCGGACCAAAGGGUCCGGAUCCUUCCAUUGCGUUGGUGAAGGAAAAGUUGAAAGAGGUGCGGAACAAGAUUCUGGUGCUGUCUGGCAAGGGUGGCGUAGGUAAGAGCACCGUGACGGCCCUGUUGAGUCGAGCAAUGGCACACCUCAACCCUGAACAAAACUAUGGCGUGCUGGAUGUUGAUAUAUGUGGGCCGUCCCAGCCCCGUGUACUGGGAGUGUUGGGCGAACAGGUGCACCAGUCCGGAUCCGGAUGGUCUCCGGUGUACGUGGAGGACAAUUUGAGUUUGAUGUCAAUCGGGUUCUUGUUGGGAAGUCCAGAUGAUGCAAUUAUUUGGCGUGGACCUAAGAAAAACGGCAUGAUUCGGCAGUUUUUGACUGAGGUCGAUUGGGGACAGCUCGAUUAUCUGGUGUUAGAUACGCCACCUGGGACAUCCGAUGAGCAUUUAUCGGCAACAACGUUUUUGAAGGAAACUGAUGGAAAUUGGGGAGCGGUGCUGGUGACAACGCCGCAGGAAGUGGCCUUGCUAGACGUACGGAAGGAAAUCACGUUCUGCAAAAAGAUGGGAAUUCCGGUAGUGGGAGUGGUGGAAAACAUGUCGGUGUUCGUGUGUCCCAAGUGCACCACGGAGUCUGACAUAUUUCCGGCCAAAACUGGUGGAGCGGAGAAGAUGUGCGAGGAAAUGGAUGUGGCUUAUCUGGGGAAGCUUCCGCUUGACCCGAGACUGGCCAAGAGCUGUGACGAAGGGAAAGAUUUCAUAACGGAACAUUCCAAGAGUCCAACGGUGAUCGCGCUGAAUCAGAUCGUUGCCAAAGUUCAGGAUUUUUUUGACAAGUGAGUUUUGUGUUUAUUUGUAUAUGUAAUGUAAUUGUUUAAAAUAA
Messenger RNA from Armigeres subalbatus, 1129 nucleotides. It is a transcript of the gene Nubp1, whose product is annotated as cytosolic Fe-S cluster assembly factor Nubp1 homolog. Gene Ontology annotation, biological process: iron-sulfur cluster assembly. The record is from RefSeq and is a predicted model, not a curated record. Gene Ontology annotation, molecular function: ATP-dependent FeS chaperone activity; ATP binding; 4 iron, 4 sulfur cluster binding. Lineage: Eukaryota; Metazoa; Arthropoda; Insecta; Diptera; Culicidae. The transcript is spliced from 2 exons. Gene Ontology annotation, cellular component: cytosol. The coding region runs from base 127 to 1086 and encodes 319 amino acids.